AUGUCGUUGACAAUCAAGAACCCGAAGCAGCUGCUGCAGGAGCUGACGGGCAAGUCUGUUGCUGUCAAGCUCAAGUGGGGCAUGGAGUACCGUGGCGUUCUCAAGUCCUUUGACAACUACAUGAACUUUCAGCUGCUGAACACAGAGGAGUACAUUGAUGGCGUGUCUCAAGGCAACCUCGGCGAGUGCCUGAUCCGUGCGCACAUGCCAUGA
This is a messenger RNA of Salpingoeca rosetta, 213 nucleotides long. Its product is annotated as snRNP Sm protein F. Gene Ontology annotation, cellular component: catalytic step 2 spliceosome; U1 snRNP. Lineage: Eukaryota; Choanoflagellata; Craspedida; Salpingoecidae. The coding region runs from base 1 to 213 and encodes 70 amino acids. Gene Ontology annotation, biological process: spliceosomal snRNP assembly; mRNA splicing, via spliceosome. The record is from RefSeq and is a predicted model, not a curated record. Gene Ontology annotation, molecular function: RNA binding. The transcript has 3 exons.